Molecule: messenger RNA, 1083 nt
Organism: Rotaria sp. Silwood2
Lineage: Eukaryota; Metazoa; Rotifera; Eurotatoria; Philodinida; Philodinidae
Source: the annotation of a GenBank genome assembly
AUGACCGAUGCAGAAAUUACUACAGUUGAGAGUAAAGUUUCUCUUUCCGAACAAGAUGAUUCGUUGAAAGAAGAACAACUCUUUGAUGCUGUUGAAUCGAAUAAUGUGGCUAUUGUGGAGAAUUUAAAAGAUGAACUUCAACGUUUAUGUCAAGCACGCCGACUUUUUCCUUCUGAAUGGUCGUCCCCAGAUAAAGAAACACAAUCAGCUUACCAACGUGCAUGUCUUCUUGGUCGUACAGACAUUGUGGUAUGCAUGCUGAAUGCCGGUGUUGCAGUCGAUCAAAUUUUUCUGGGUGGUGAUUCGUAUUCAACUAUGCGCGGAGCAUUCCUUUUUGCUUGUCAAUCACGUUCAAUGUCAACCAUUAGAGCUUUACUCAGCAGUGGUGCACCAAUUGACAAAUUUGGUUCAUGCUCUGUUGCCUACGCCAAUUCUUUUGUGCCUGGUAUUCGUGUGUUUGGUUUAUUUGCACAACAACCAGUUCCUUGGGAGAAUCUCUACCCAAUUCAUUUUGCCAUUAUUGAUAAUAAUCUCGAACUGUUAAGAGAAUUGCUGACACCCACUACAAACAAGCUACUUACCAUACAAUGGUUCACUCCUUUGCACAUAGCCUGUCUUUUCAAUCGAUCUCAAACAAUGAUCGAUCUAUUGCUCUCCUACGAAGAUGGUAAUGUUGCAAUAAUAGCCAAAACAGCUAACGGUAAGUUUCCUGAUGAGCUUGCUACUGAUCUGACAAUAAUCGAAUAUCUUCGACCUAAACGUACACUCGCUUACACUGAAAUGGAGAAAAAACGCCAGAAAAGUCAUGAUGACGAUUCAAAAGCACUCGAAGAAGGUACUGGCUUUCAAAUUUUCAUCAAAACUCUAACAGGCGCAACAAUAACAAUUACUGUCACGAGAGAUGAUACUGUCGAAGAUCUAAAAGCAAAAGUUCAGGACAAGCAAGGUAUCCCACCCGGUGAACAACGACUUAUCUACGGAGGCAAGCAAUUGGAAGAUAGCCGCUUACUUACCGACUACAACAUUCAAAAGGAAGCCACUAUUCAUCUCUUACUUCGUCUACGUGGUGGAUUUUAUUGUUGA